Corticium candelabrum is the source of this 1378-nucleotide messenger RNA. RefSeq lists its product as uncharacterized. The record is from RefSeq and is a predicted model, not a curated record. Bases 634 to 1020 code for a protein of 128 amino acids. NCBI's taxonomy places the organism in Eukaryota, Metazoa, Porifera, Homoscleromorpha, Homosclerophorida, Plakinidae. The transcript has a single exon.
GAAAAGGAACAAAAUGCAGACGACCUGUGCAACAAAGUUCGACAGUAUUCAGUCUGCGGAUGGCCAGCACCUCGGGUUCUCAAAGGAGAGCUGAAGCACUUUUGGCAACUCCGCCACGAACUUUGUGUCCACCACAAUUUGUUUUUGAGAGGCUCAAGGAUAGUCAUUCCAUUGUCCCUGAGGGAUGAGGUUCUCCGCUCUCUACAUAGCAGUCAUCAGGGUAUUGUGAAGUGCAGAGAGCGUUCUAGACAAUCAGUUUGGUGGCCUCGUCUUAGUACACAAAUAGAAGAAGUGAUUGCGGAUUGUCCUAUUUGUGCAAGAACUCACUACAACAAUGCAGAACCACUUCCAACUAGUCUUCCAGACCUACCAUGGCAAAAGGUAGCAACCGACCUUUAUGUACGGAAGGAGCACACAUAUAUCCUAGUGGUGGAUUACUACUCAAGGAGUCAUUCAACAGCUUAGGUCAAUAUUUGCACGUCAUGGGAUACCUGAACAAGUCAUGUCAGAUAAUGGCCCGCAAUUUUCUUCUGAGGCAUUCACCAAUUUUGCCAAGACCUAUGACUUCACACAUGUCACGUCUAGCCCUCACUUUCCACAAAGUAAUGGGAAGCGGAAAGAGCCGUUAAAACUAUGAAGAAUCUUUUGGAGAAGGCGGAUGAUCCGUACUUGGCGAUACUGGCUUACAGAUCAACUCCUCUCAGAAAUGGUUAUAGCUCAGCAGAACUGCUCAUGAACAGACGAUUACGUUCGAAUAUACCAAUCAUCAGGGACUUACUAAAACCAUGUGUCCCAGAUCUAACCAUGGUAAAGAAAGUGGAAAAACAAGGAAAGAACAGGAUGAAAGAAGAUCAUGAUCGUCGCCAUAAGGCAAGAGAUCUACCAUGUCUUGAUCCAGGUGCACGAGUAUUGGUGCCUGACCAGAUGGUGUAUGGCAAAGUAAUUGCACAGCCUGCGUCAACUACGCCACGAUCAUACAUGAUCGAGACGCCAACGAAUACCAUCAGAAGGAACAGUUGACAUUUGAAUCAUAUUCCAGAUGCAGAGGCUAGAGAAAAUCCACCAGAAGAGCAACAUGUACCACCUCAACAAGAAGAGCAGCCAGUACCAUCUCAACAAGUCAGUCCAUCAAGGGAACAUCCUGAACAAUCUCCUGGUGGCUUGAAUAAAGACAGUGUUGUGUUACGUUCGGGACGUAUUAGUAAGCCGCCCAUUAGAUUGGACUUAUAUGGAAAGGGAGAUGUAGUAUGAUGUCACUUGUUGAUAUCAACAAGGAUACGGUCAGCGAGGACCACGUGUAACAUACACGUUUUCUUCUGUUGUAUUCUCUAUCUAGUAGCGUUGUGUUCUAAUUAUAAUACGAGUCAGUAACGAGUAA